AUUAUUAUAAUCUUUGUUUUGUUUUGAAAUUGAAGCAUGUUUGUCGUUUUGGUUAGAUUGCAUUUGCAUGAAAAUAGGAAAAACGAAGCACUUACGUCCUACUUAAAGUUAAAUAUAAAUAUUUAAAAUGUCUAAAAGACCAGAACAUCAAGCUCCACCAGAACUUUUUUAUAACGAAGAUGAAGCGAGAAAAUAUACACAAAACUCACGAAUUAUAGAUAUUCAAGCACAAAUGACUGAGCGAUGUGUCGAGCUUUUAGUUCUACCAGAAGAUACUCCGUGCCUUCUACUUGAUGUCGGCUGUGGAUCAGGCCUUUCCGGUUCUGUACUCGAGGAGUAUGGACAUAUGUGGAUUGGUUUAGACAUUUCGCCUGCUAUGCUAGAUGUUGCUUUGGAAAGAGAUACAGAGGGUGAUUUAGUCCUAGCUGAUAUGGGUGAGGGAAUGCCGUUCAAAGCUGGCAGUUUUGACGGAGCAGUCUCAGUGUCUGCCUUACAGUGGCUCUUUAAUGCAGAUAAAAAAUCACACCAACCAGUCAAAAGAUUGUACAAAUUCUUCAGUUCUUUAUAUGCAUCAUUGUCCAGGUCAGCAAGAGCAGUGUUCCAGUUUUAUCCAGAGAAUGAAAGUCAGUUAGAUUUGCUGACGACACAAGCUAUGAAGGCAGGUUUCUAUGGGGGUGUUGUUAUAGACUACCCAAACUCUGCCAAAGCCAAAAAGUUCUUUCUUGUACUUAUGACUGGAGGAGCUGCACCGUUGCCGCAGGCUCUGGGCACAGAAGAAAGUGAUAAUUCAUUACAAGUCAAAUAUGCUAGAAGAGAAGCAUCGAAGGGGGCCAGAGGUAAACCUUUGAAAAAUACAAGAGCUUGGCUUCUUGAAAAAAAAGAAAGAAGAAGAAAACAGGGGAAAGAAACAAAACCAGAUACAAAGUACACUGGAAGAAAAAGAAGUGGUCGAUUUUGACAUUUCUACUUAUAAUUAUUAUCUACAUAAAUUAAUUUUAAACAAUAAACUAUACUGAUAUAAAUUAUAUGAACA
Molecule: messenger RNA, 1033 nt
Organism: Maniola jurtina (meadow brown)
Lineage: Eukaryota; Metazoa; Arthropoda; Insecta; Lepidoptera; Nymphalidae
Product: probable 18S rRNA (guanine-N(7))-methyltransferase
Exons: 6
Coding region: 128-958 (276 amino acids)
Biological process (GO): rRNA (guanine-N7)-methylation
Cellular component (GO): nucleolus
Molecular function (GO): rRNA (guanine) methyltransferase activity
Source: RefSeq, a predicted model, not a curated record